AUGGCCGGCCGCAUCUCCCACUCCCACAACACUCCCGCUGGAGUCGUGGGCCUGGGCCACAGACUGCUCCCAGCCGCGCCCGUCGGCUUGCGCCGCACGCACAAGCUGUCGCUGUGCAGGGUCGCCGGGAAGGAGGUCGAGAGUAAGCCGGUGGCCGUGGAGUACCCGCACGAGGACGCCAACGGCAACGGCGGCUUUUUUCCGACCCGCGAUCCGGGUAGCUUUCCGAAUGUUGAGGUGGCUAAGCCUUCUGAGGAAGUGCCAGAAGAGGACGAGUACGAUCCACUGCGUGAUGGCCCCCUUCGGUACCUGGGAUAUGCCAACGAGUGUGGGGAGGCCUUUGCUGCUUGGCUUCCUCCCUUUGGUGUCCCUUUGUCCUAUGCGAUCGCAAUCGGCUAUGUGUUCACCGACACUGGAGACAAGUUCUUCAAGGCCUUAAAGAAAGCUGAGAAGGAACUGGGCAAUGCACAGGACAACGAUGUGGAUGUUGGGAAGUUGACCAAGUUGCUUGCAGGGGAGAGAGCUUUGGACACUGUGGUGUGGCAGCUGCUUGCGUCUGUUGCCAUUCCAGGGGCCACCAUCCAUGUGAUUGUUGCUAUCACACAUGCACUCCUGAUUUCAGGACUGCACCUGGAUACCCCGGAUGAUGUUUUGCCCGCGGCCGCUGCCUUCUUUGCCACUGUGGCUGCAACGCUGAGUGUGCCAGUGGACACUGUUUCCACAAUUGUUGAAAAGAGUGUUCCCACUUUCUGUGGACUGGCUGCCAUCCCGUUCAUUGUGCACCCCAUUGACGAGACAGUGCACGCGAUCCUCAACGUGAGCAUGCGGCCAUUCGCUCGGCAGUUCCUUUGCCAGCAGGGCGGCAGCGCUGCCGGCCUGAAGAUGUGUGAGUGCAGCAAGAUGGAGGAGGAUUUCCCCAUCCUUGAGGAGAACACCUCCCUCGUCGAGGCCUUCAGGGCAUCGUUCGACGAAGCGAACAAAGAUCACUGA
Ostreobium quekettii is the source of this 990-nucleotide messenger RNA. Lineage: Eukaryota; Viridiplantae; Chlorophyta; Ulvophyceae; Bryopsidales; Ostreobiaceae. The record is from the annotation of a GenBank genome assembly.